AGGUCUAUCCACAAGAUGGCGACCUUUGACAGGUGACGAUGUCGGUUAACAGCCAGGACUAACACGUCACUUCCUUUUCCCUGUCCUUGGUUUGUUGCAGCAUCGUCGCUGUUCGGGAGAAACACAUGGCUAAACUGAGCAAAGAGACCAAACUGCGGCUGCAGCAGCUGUUCCAGUGCGGCCAGUUUGUCAUCAGAUGGGGUUUUAUCCCAACUGUGCUGUACCUCGGUUUCAAACGAGGAGCAGAUCCAGGAAUGCCUGAACCCACAGUCUUGAGGUAA
Molecule: messenger RNA, 281 nt
Organism: Etheostoma spectabile (orangethroat darter)
Lineage: Eukaryota; Metazoa; Chordata; Actinopteri; Perciformes; Percidae
Gene: tomm7
Product: translocase of outer mitochondrial membrane 7 homolog (yeast)
Exons: 2
Coding region: 126-281 (51 amino acids)
Biological process (GO): protein import into mitochondrial matrix
Cellular component (GO): mitochondrial outer membrane translocase complex
Source: RefSeq, a predicted model, not a curated record